Penicillium brevicompactum is the source of this 186-nucleotide messenger RNA. RefSeq lists its product as uncharacterized. NCBI's taxonomy places the organism in Eukaryota, Fungi, Ascomycota, Eurotiomycetes, Eurotiales, Aspergillaceae. The record is from RefSeq and is a predicted model, not a curated record. The transcript has 2 exons. Bases 1 to 186 code for a protein of 61 amino acids.
AUGAGCACCUCCACCUCUAAGGGGUUCAAGGCAACACGGGAAUUACACCGCGGAUUCCCCCGGCCUACCACUCUUCACUACUGGACUAUGCCAGUGGCUCAUGCUCAGACAUUUGUUGCUGUGUUGACAGACUUUCACACACUAUUCUGUAAAGCAGAAGAUGAAAACAGAUUUCUGAGCACCUAA